Molecule: messenger RNA, 2862 nt
Organism: Castor canadensis (American beaver)
Lineage: Eukaryota; Metazoa; Chordata; Mammalia; Rodentia; Castoridae
Source: RefSeq, a predicted model, not a curated record
AUGCCUGUCCGCCGGGGCCACGUCGCGCCCCAAAACACUUACCUGGACACCAUCAUCCGCAAGUUCGAGGGCCAGAGUCGUAAGUUCCUGAUCGCCAAUGCUCAGAUGGAGAACUGCGCCAUCAUUUACUGCAACGAUGGCUUCUGUGAACUCUUCGGCUACUCCCGAGUGGAGGUGAUGCAGCGACCAUGCACCUGCGACUUUCUCACAGGUCCCAAUACCCCAAGCAGUGCUGUGUCCCGCCUGGCGCAGGCCCUGCUGGGGGCAGAGGAGUGCAAAGUGGAUAUCCUUUACUACCGCAAAGAUGCCUCCAGCUUCCGCUGCGUGGUGGAUGUGGUGCCUGUGAAGAAUGAGGACGGAGCUGUAAUCAUGUUCAUCCUCAACUUUGAGGACCUGGCCCAGCUCUUGGCCAAGAGCAGCAGCCGCAGCCUGACCCAGCGCCUGCUGUCCCACAGCUUCCUGGGUUCCGAGGGCUCUCAUGGCAGGCCAGGCGGACAGGGGCCUGGCCCUGGCAGGGGUAAGUACAGGACCGUCAGCCAGAUUCCGCAAUUCACGCUCAACUUCGUGGAGUUCAACCUGGAGAAGCAUCGCUCUGGCUCCACCACAGAAAUCGAGAUCAUUGCUCCUCAUAAAGUGGUAGAGCGGACGCAGAACGUCACUGAGAAGGUCACCCAGGUCCUGUCCCUGGGUGCAGACGUGCUGCCAGAGUACAAGCUGCAGGCACCUCGCAUCCACCGGGGGACCAUCCUGCACUACAGCCCCUUCAAGGCUGUGUGGGACUGGCUCAUCCUACUGCUGGUCAUCUACACAGCCGUCUUCACACCCUACUCAGCUGCCUUCCUGCUCAGUGACCAGGACGAGUCGCAGCGUGGUGCCUGCGGCUAUACCUGCAGUCCACUCACUGUAGUGGACCUCAUUGUGGACAUCAUGUUUGUUGUGGACAUUGUCAUCAACUUCCGCACCACUUAUGUCAACACCAACGACGAGGUGGUCAGCCACCCCCGCCGCAUUGCCAUUCACUACUUCAAGGGCUGGUUCCUCAUUGACAUGGUGGCUGCUAUCCCCUUCGACCUCCUUAUCUUCCGUACUGGCUCUGAUGAGACCACCACCCUGAUUGGAUUACUUAAGACAGCACGCCUGCUGCGGCUGGUGCGUGUGGCACGGAAGCUGGACCGCUACUCUGAGUAUGGGGCAGCGGUGCUCUUCCUGCUUAUGUGCACCUUUGCACUCAUCGCGCACUGGCUGGCCUGUAUCUGGUACGCCAUCGGCAAUGUGGAGCGACCCUACCUGGAGCCCAAGAUUGGCUGGCUGGACAGCCUGGGUGCACAACUUGGCAAGCACUAUAACGGCAGUGACCCAGCCUCGGGCCCUUCAGUGCAGGACAAGUAUGUCACAGCUCUGUACUUCACCUUCAGCAGCCUCACCAGCGUGGGCUUCGGCAAUGUGUCACCCAACACCAACUCUGAGAAGGUCUUCUCCAUCUGUGUCAUGCUUAUCGGCUCCCUCAUGUACGCCAGCAUCUUCGGCAAUGUGUCCGCCAUCAUCCAGCGUCUGUACUCGGGUACUGCGCGCUACCACACGCAGAUGCUGCGCGUGAAGGAGUUCAUCCGCUUCCACCAGGUGCCCAACCCGCUGCGGCAGCGCCUGGAAGAGUACUUCCAGCACGCCUGGUCCUACACCAACGGCAUCGACAUGAACGCGGUGCUGAAGGGCUUUCCGGAGUGCCUGCAGGCGGACAUCUGCCUGCACCUGCACCGUGCGCUGUUGCAGAACUGUCCCGCCUUCCACGGCGCCAGUGAUGGCUGCCUGCGUGCGCUGGCAGUCAAGUUCAAGACCACGCACGCGCCGCCCGGGGACACAUUGGUGCAUCUGGGCGACGUGCUCUCCACACUCUACUUUAUCUCCCGCGGCUCCAUAGAGAUCUUACGCGAUGAUGUGGUUGUGGCCAUUCUAGGGAAGAAUGACAUCUUUGGGGAGCCUGUCAGCCUCCAUGCACGGCCAGGCAAGUCCAGUGCAGAUGUGCGGGCCCUGACCUACUGCGACCUGCACAAGAUUCAACGAGCAGACCUGCUGGAGGUGUUGGACAUGUAUCCUUCCUUUGCGGGCAGCUUCUGGAGUAAGCUGGAGGUCACCUUCAACCUACGGGACGCAGAUGGGGGUCUUCAGUCAUCACCCCGACAGGCCCCAGGCAGCGAAAAUCACCAAGGCUUCUUCCUCAGUGACAGCCAGUCAGGUGCAGCCCCUUCCCUGAGCAUUUCAGAUGCAUCUGGCCUCUGGCCUGAGUUGCUGCAGCAGAUACCCCCAAACCCCCAAAACCUGCGGCGAGACCCAGAUUGCUGGCCCAGGGAUCUAAGCUGUAGAUUAGAGCAGCUCCAGGCCCAGAUGAACAGGCUGGAGUCCCGCAUGUCCUCAGACCUCAGCCGAAUCCUGCAACUGCUUCAGCAGCCUAUGCUGAAGGGCCACACCAGCUACAUUCUAGAAGCCCCUGCCUCUGGUGACCUGGCCUUGUUUCCUUCGGUCUCUGAAACUCGGAGUUCAGGGCCCAGACUGCUCCCGAGCCAUCUUCCCCCUGCCCAGACUGGAAACUAUGGUGGCUUGGAUAAGUGUGUACCGAAGCACAGGAAUUCCUCCCCUAGGAUGCCUCACCUGGCUAUGGCAAUGGACAAAAGUCUGACUCCAUCCUCAGAACAGGAGCAGCCUGAGAGGCUCCUGUCACCCCUAGCCUCAUCUCUCUGUCCCCUGGAGGUACAAGGACUCUUCUUUGGUCCCCGCUUCUCCUCCCUCCCUGAACACCUUGGCUCUGUUCCCAAGCACCUGGAGUUCCAGAGACAUGGCUCAGAUCCUGGCUUCACAAGGAGUUAG